UCUACCUUUAUAAAGUUACCUUUAAGACUCGUAUCAAGGCAUGGGAUUUAUGUGUUAGCUAGAGCAAGUUCAAAAUGAGAGAACUACUUCUUCAGUGUGCCAAAGUGCUGUGGGAUUUCGCAAGACUGAAUGAAACCAUCGUAAAGGUAAUGAAUCCUUCCUUGAGAUCGUCAUUUGUUAUCUUCCAAUUUAAAUUCGAUUAUUGUGGAAUUAUCAAUCUGUUACCUAACUUAGCACAGAUCAAUCUAAAUUUAACACAUUAAAUUGAUCUACUUAGCCGUGUCGACUAAAUCUUAUAGCCUUUUUUUUUUUACAGCCUUGCAGAAAUUUUAACAAGUGGGCCUAGGUGUAAAAGUAAAAGCAUUUAAUUUUUUAAAUAUAAAGUUUAGUUAACUCGCUCAAUUUUUUAAAAGAAACUCUCUACGUUAUAUGGGAUAUGGUAGUUGAAUGUUACUAAGGAAGGGAUCGAUAAGGCUCAUUGAAAACAUAAUAGAUAGGCUAUCUGAUAGCCGCCUAUAGGCCUAAUAGUAAUUAAGACAAGUUCACCGUUUUAGCCACAUAGUAAAUUUGUUUUAACAAAUAUAAGUUUCAACAUUAUACCAAGCUGGGGCGUAGCUAUUAGAUUUUUCGCCCGGGGCGAAGUAUAAAAUUGGCGUCCCCCCCCCCCCUUUUCCCGUUUAAUUACAUUUCUGAUAAUUUCUCUAUUACAUUCAAUUAGGAAAACAAUUUAAAUUUGAAUAAAACAUCAUGUUGGCGCCUAUGUAACUUGGCGCCCGGGGAUAUAUAUGUACCCCCUGCCCCCACCCCUCGCUACGCCUCUGAUACCAAGUCAAAUUAGAUAAAAAGCUUUUUAUUAAAUUAAAUGUUGGUUCCUUUGCCAGAUAGUGAAACAGCUUGUGGCGCCCCUCUUCGACUCUUUGUUUCUAAUUCCACAGUUUGCAUAUAUUAGCCUAUAGAGGUUGUGUAGCACUUCUGAUUGAGAGUAGUCUCCAGCUACUGUGCUCACAUGGCUGAGCUGAAUGCCGGAAAUAAUUGAGACUGUUACAUAAUAAUUUCCUUCUAAUACUUAUUUAACUAAAAGGAACGUGUCUAGAUUUCAAUCCGAACUUUUCAAGUUAAAGUCGUUAGAAGUUUGAUGAGAAACAAGGUAGGCUACUGCAGUAAUGCAAUUUUUGUAAUCGCGUCGAGAGUUGUAGAACUUGUCCUCCAUAAUGCCUUGACCAACACGUCGUCUCAGAAAGGAAUCAUCUUCUUCUUUUAAGAAUAAAAAAAAACACACUAUAACCAAACACAUUUUGUUAACAAGAAAAACAAUUAUUGAAAAUAAAAAUAAAAUAAAGCUAGUAAAUAUUGAAAAAAAUAAAUCAAAAUGACAGCGUAUGUCUAAGUUACGGUGACCAGAUGUCCCGGUUUACCCAUAUUUUCGUGAUGUCCGUCAUGGCAGUCAUGGCGUGCCCGGCAAUGUCCCGACCCGUGCGUACUAUCCCUAAGACCGGGACAAAUGCUCCCACUUUAAGAGUAUUUUCUCUGAUGAACACGGGAACACCCAAUAAAAUGGCAACUCAAAGUUGAUGCAUUGAAACAUGCCGGUGAGGUGGUCACAUGCCAUUUCUGUCAUUCAUGUAACAAGUUUGAUGUGAUUAGAACAUCAUGAUGCAUUGAAACAUGCCGGUGAGGUGGUCACAUGCCAUUUCUGUCAUUCAUGUAACAAGUUUGAUGUGAUUAGAACAUCAUGAUGCAUUGAAACAUGCCGGUGAGGUGGUCACAUGCAAUUUCUGUCAUUCAUGUAACAAGUUUGAUGUGAUUAGAACAUCAUGAUGCAUUGAAACAUGCCGGUGGUCAUUCAUGUAACAAGUUUGAUGUGAUUAGAACAUCAUGAUGUCUUGAGAGCUAUCCACUUACCUCACACAUAGACCUACUAGCGACACUAGCGUGUCAUGAUUGGGAAAUAAAUAAUUCCAACCCGCCUGUUAAUCCUUCAUAGGUCUGACAUACGUCCCUUGUGUCAAGUUCUUUCCAUUUUUUUUAACAUCACGUGAUUUGUCACUGUUAGUAGUUACUCGCUCACUGAAAAGCUGUUUUUUUCCUUUAUGAAAAUUGAAAAAUGACAUGUUUACUCUCACACUCGGAAAGUAUGAAUAAGUUCCUCACAAAAAACUUCUGGUACUUUUCCACUUCAUUGUUCACAGAUAUUAUACCUGCGGUUCCUGAUCGACACAACGUAAGCUUUAGGUACGUCCAUAACAUACAGAGGAGUGGUCCCGCCCCCCCCCCCACCCCGGGCCAAUCUGGUCACCGUAUCUAAGUUAAGAUCACCUUUUACCCACGUGUUAGUUUAUUUCUUCAAUUCUGUUUUUUUUUGCUUUUUAAAUUUAACAUACGUGUUUCAAUCACAGAGUGACGUCAUGAUAGUCCUGGGCAAUGAUGACCCACGAUCAGCGGAACAUGCGGCGGAUAUGUUCCUAGAAGGCUGGGCGCCCCUAGUCGUUAUAUCUGGCAAAGAGGGGACAGGGACGAGAGGUAGGCAUUUUGUGUCCCUCUUUUAGAUGUGAAAAAUCAUCUUUGUGUCUGGCGUCGUAGCAACGUUUGAACUCUAGGGGGAGAUAACACAUUAUUAAAAGCCACCCACUAAACCAUCACCCCCCACCCCACCCCAAAGUCUUGUUAAAAAUCUAAUCAAGUGUGAAUCAAAUUUGAUGCCACUAAUUGCAUCGGUAAAUUGGUGUGUGGGCAUGACUAAAUUUGAAAUUCACCAUCUUCCAACGCCCUGAUGCUUGUAUUCAGUGCUAACAUUUUGGAGCAACUUUAUGCUCCGUUUCUGCUCUCAAAUACUUUCGUUUGGAUGAUAAGCAUUUGCUUCCUCUGUCACUCGUAUUGCAGCAAUCAGGGAAAAACUCAAGACGUCGAUGGCUGCAGCCUUUGAUCUUUAUUUCUCUGUUACAGUUGAUUGGUCUUUCACUUGUCUGGUACUCGGCUCUGACUGUCUCUUCUCCUAACCAGUCUCUGACUGUCUCUUCUCCUAACCAGUCUCUGACUGUCUCUUCUCCAGAUUUCUUCCCAGCACCAAUGUUCCCUUUAAACUGCGCGGCUGUGCAGUAAUCUCACAGACGCCGCGCAGCUAAUUUCCACUUAAGUGUGUGUUUGUGCAUGUAGGCUGUAAAAUUUUGCACAUAAAAAAAAUUGAUGCUGUAAAAGUUUGCACACAACUUUAUGAUUUUGCACACGAGCCAACAAACCUUAGAGGGAACAUUGCCCAGCACUAUCUAUUUCGGCACCUGGACUACGAUUUCUCCACGCUUCCUUCUGUCUAAAUUUUAACUAUACACCUCAUUAACUAGCCACCAGCCUCUGCAUUCAGUUGCCUUGAUUUAUUACGGAUUUAUUAUUUGGGGGUCGAAUUACCCUUUCACAGGGGUUGCCUUAGAACAUUGGAAAACACAUCCUUCACAGUUAUGAAGAACCAACGAAAAUAAGUGUAUGGUUCGGGGUCAUCACGACACGAGGAGCUGUAUUAAGGGGUCGUGGCAUUACGAAGGUUGAGAACCACUGGCUUAGAGUAUUUUAUCAGAUAUUCUACCUCUUUAGAGUGCUAUAGCCUAGAAUAACCAAACAUGUGUUGGCAUCAAUUCCAAAAUUAUUAUCACCAGGUGUGUCCUUGUUAUGUAAUGGGGUCCCACUCACCAAGAACCCUAUACCCAAAACAUUUUUCUAACAGAUACAUUCUUUUUCUUCCAUUUUUAAAACAAUUAAAAAAAACCAAAACCAAUGUGUUUUUUUCCUCUGUUUCAUUGAAAGGGAAAUUACCAGAGAACAAAACAGAGGCCCAAGUUUUCUGUGACAUAAUGAGGUCAAAAGGAGUUCCUGAGAAGGUCAUAGUUCUGGAGAUGAAAGCAACAAACACAGGAGAAAAUAUUCAGUACACCCAGAGUCUCUUGUCUGAGAUGGGCGUCUGGCCAAAGUCUGUCAUGAUCGUCACCAAAAGUUUAAUGGAGCUCCGGGCUGCCUUGACCUUCAAGAAACAAUGGAAGGGAUCAGAAUACGUUCAUUUAUGUGUCUCGUCUCCCCCACUGUCCCUCCUCGAGUACCCCAGUCCCCAUGUCGGUACACUGGAUGAGGUCAUAGCGAACCUCCUGGUGCAUUUCCAAAAAUUUACAGACUAUGCAUUGUGUGGUCACCAAGCAGCGGUAGAUAUCCCAAGCCAUGUCCAAAGGGCCUACACUAUGUUG
This is a messenger RNA of Lymnaea stagnalis (great pond snail), 4226 nucleotides long. NCBI's taxonomy places the organism in Eukaryota, Metazoa, Mollusca, Gastropoda, Lymnaeidae. The record is from the annotation of a GenBank genome assembly.